Messenger RNA from Drosophila eugracilis, 1494 nucleotides. RefSeq lists its product as uncharacterized. Bases 441 to 1097 code for a protein of 218 amino acids. The transcript is spliced from 3 exons. The record is from RefSeq and is a predicted model, not a curated record. Lineage: Eukaryota; Metazoa; Arthropoda; Insecta; Diptera; Drosophilidae.
UUCGUCAACAGACUCUCGUGCGGUUCGGUUCUCAGCCACAGCCUCUGAAUUCUGCAGCUCAAAUCACAGUCGAAAGUCACUAGUCACUGGUCACUACAUCAACAAUAUCGCAAAGUUACUGCUCUUGUCGGGUUUUCGAAAGAUUUUCGAAAGUGCUGAACAUAUAUUUUUUUUUGGUUAUUGUGCUAAGCUAAGAAAUUAAAUACGUAUAUAUAUAUAUAAAGAGAGAGAGAGAGAGAGAUAGCUUUGGCAGGUGAGCCAACAGCGUUUCGAAUACCGUUUUUCAAAUCAAGAAACCACCGAGCCGAAGUGAAAGUGUGUGUGGCAAAUAUUUGAAUCCCAUUUGCGUUCCGAAUCGGAGAAGGAUUUAGCGGAGAAAGCUUAAGAGACAGAGAAAACACCGUUGUCAAAGAAUCAACCAGGAAGCCAGGACAGCCAGGAUGCGUCGCUCCUCGUUCACGCCCGUCUUCAACUUGAGCACCCAGGAGCCGCUGAUCGUGGUGGAGGAGUCGCACACCGCCGAGGAUGGCGACGACCUUGAGGGGGCGGCCGGUGGCUGUGAUCCAACUGCUGCUGGGACACGACGCUCGAACAGCGAUGACUCCGAGCCGGAUUCACCGGUGAAUCCCUACCUGCUGUGCCCCUUCCCCGACAUGCAGCAGAGGCGCAAGCAUUCCCUGCCCUCGCUCCAAAUCACCGAGGGCAUCACCGCCAGUCAGGUGCGACGAUUGUCGGAGGUGGGCGGCGAGACCGGAGGACUUAGUCCCAAGGAGGUUGAGUUUUUGGCCACGCUCUCCCAGAAGGCCAAUCCCUCGGCUGGCGGACGUCGUCACUCGGUGGUGACCAUCUCGGCGGUGCCGCCAACGCUAUUCGGACGUAAUCGCCGCGAGUCCAUUUCCGGCGUAUCCUUCAGUGGCAGUCGCCGUGGCAGCGUCAUUGCCGGACCGCCUUUGACCGACCAUCGCGGCAGCGUUCACAACUUGCAGCUGGACAUCAUGGACGGUAUCGUUCAGCAGCGGAAGACGCGCAGCGGCAGCGGCGUGUGGACAGCGCCAGUUCUGCAGGAGGCCGAUAGCAAUGUGCCGGUGCAGACAUAAGCGGCCAAAAGGAUACGCAGGACAUCUGGGGGAUGGACGGACGGCUGGAUGGAUGGAUGGAUAGAUGGAUGGAUGGGAUUUCUGGGAUGAGAGAAGUAUGAUGGCUGGACAGAUCGACAGAUGGACAAAUGGAUUGGGUGGACACUGGGCAAUGCAAACAAUCGCCUGGCUACUCCGCCACUCGAACUGCAACUGGACCUUUAUUAACAUUUCGUGUUUUCCCCAACUCAACCCCGCGCAAAAACCUUCAAUUCUUUGCCCCGAUUUUCCGCCGGGAAAUUGCUUUUCGCGGCUGCCGCAUAAAGCAAACAAAUAAACCGCAAAACCACACGAAAAAAAAUCACACGGAAAAUGGCAAAGAAUGGUCGGUGGGGAAAAAGGAAAAACGCACAUACAA